UUAAGUACGGUGCUGGGAACUUUAGCUUUGGCGGCGCGGCUUGCACCAUGGAUCUGCGCGCACUGGUUGGGGCAUUCGGCUUCAUUUUACUGAGCACCCCUUUUCCCGUGGACGCCGAUGUUUCGACCGGGGCUCGGGUGGCCGAGAGGUGUUACUGCGAGCUGGAGAUGUCAGACGGGCCAUUCCCAUGGCGGCGCUUUGAGCAACUAUUUUCACUCAGCGGUAACUGUAGCCUGAGCCUGAAUGGCGAGCAGUUCAAGGAACCUGUUGACAUUAUUGCUGACAUUGAGCAAAGACUGGAGAAGCUUGUACACCGGAUAAAUGCACUUGAGGAGGAAUAUGACGGUGAUCUGUACAGUAUUGUCUCAUAUCGGAUCAUCCAGAUUGAAUCUGCUGAGCUGACUGAUUUAGUUAACCAGCUUCAAGAAAUGAACUCUCGGAACCAAGGGAAUGUAGCCAGGUUUGCUGUGAAGGUGCAAAAUAUUACUGACGAGGUGGAUACAUUUGAAAAAUACGACCGACUUAAAGUAGUAAAAGAACAUAGAAGAAACAAGAUCCUGAAGAGGAGCCUGUCUUCUUGCCAGAGUGCACUGUUAGUGACACCAACGCCAUAUGUCACUCCACAACUAGGUUCUUGUUCAUUUGGAAAAUUAGUACACGUUUCUGAUCCAAAGAGUUCAAUGCUCAAUCAUUUUGGGUCAUCCUACCGAUACGGUUGUUGGGGGAUGGACCCAUGGCCGGCUCCUGGAAAAGAGGACCAAUAUUGGCUGAUGAUUCUCUCAAGUAGUAAUAGGUUUGGAACUAAGAUUCGGGUUUUCAAUUCUUACAGUAAAUUUCUCACCCACAGUGGUGCUGUUGAUGUGACACUUAAAACCCAUAACGCUCAAGGCUCUGGUGGAGUAAUGUAUAGAGACGCGUACUAUUACAACUGCUACAAUUUGGGUCAGCUCUGCAAGUUUGAUAUGACCACACAGGAGAUUUUCUCUGUCAAACUGCCUUAUGCUGGUUUUAAUGACAAGUUUCCAUAUUGCACAGUUUCUUCUUGUUAUGGGUACUCAGACAUGGAUCUGGCAACAGAUGAAAAUGGGCUCUGGGUACUUUAUGCAACUGAACUAAAUUAUGGAAACCUGGUUGUCAGUCAGCUCAAUGCAACUGACAUGUCAUUACUCAAUAGCUGGAACACCACUCUAUACAAACGAUCAGCAACCAAUGCCUUUUUGGUGUGUGGUAUUGUGUAUGCUACCAGAUAUUUGAAUUCUGAGUUUGAAGAGAUUUUUUAUAUGUUUGACACAACCACUGGAGUUGAACAGAAUAAUUUGGCUAUCCGGGUCCGAAAGGUCUUACCUGGCAUUCAGUACAUGAACUACAACCCGCGAGAUAAAUUGUUGUAUGUGUACAGUGAUGCCUAUGUUGUUAGUUACAGUUUAUUCUUUGCAUAGACCGUACUGAGGUUCCUGAGAUAAAUGCAAUGAAAUGAAACCAAAAACCAUAUGAAUUAAAAUAUAUUUUGGACUUAUUUUUAAAAAGAAAAGCAUACUUGGCAACCCUUAGAACAGCUUUGAGGAAAAAACAUUUCAAUCACUUCCUUAAAAUUUCAGUUAUAACUUUACGUACUACUUUGCACCAGUUUUUAAUUUGGAAUUUGCAGCUAAAAUGCAGAACGAUGAUAAGAUCUCAGAUUUUUUUUUUGGAGAAAUCAUAUUGGAUUUUGCAAACAAUCUAACAAUGUUACUGCCUGCUUUGUGCCUGUUGUACUGUUUAAAUUAAUAACAUAAUAUUUGUCUGGGAAGGAACUGGUGCUUACAGAUCCAAGAGCGAGGCAAGUCCUGUAGCUGAACUGUUAACAAGAUCUUCAGCAAUUACAUUGGCUUAUACUGUGUACAUGUGACUUGAAUCAAUGUGAAUCAGGUUGACACUUGUUGGGACUGGACUUGUUGCUUUGGCAGAGAACACAUCAGAGCCACACUAUUGAAAUGGCUAAGUUACUGGAACAGUUGCCAGAGGUCCGGAUCACUGAUCCAGAAACACAAGUUUCAAACCUAGGUUAUCUAAAUUUAGGGCACAAAAUAACUCAGGAAUUUUAAAGAUAAAAACAUAAGAUCAGUCGCUGCAGAUGCUAGAAAUCUUGAUCAGGGAGAAUCUAAGGAGGGAAAUAAGCAGUUGACCUUUCAGCCCAAAACCCCUAAUCAGGAGGGUUUCACCUGAAACAACGGUAGUUCAUUUCGCUCAGUAGAUGCUGCCUGACCUGCUGACUUCCUCCAGCAUUUUGUGUGUGUUGCAACAGAUCAGUAACUGUAGUCUCAAAACUGCCAGAUUAUCAUGUGAAAACUGAGGCCCUUUAGGAAGGAAAUCCGUGAUCCAUGCCUGAUCAGCUGCAGACAGACCAACAUGGUUAAUUAACUCUGACUGCCUUCUCCACUAGAAAAUAUAUGUUAGAUAUGGAUACAUGAGCAAAUAACCAGGGAAAAAACUUCCAAAAAUGCUGGCGAAGAAACAGGAGAUUGGUUAGUACACGUGAAAGAAGAAACAGGUAAUAGUUCAGGUCAAAGACCUGUUUUUCAGAAUGCAUCUGUCUGGACCAGAUACGUAACUUCUUGCAGCAACGGCCAGCUGACCUGCGCUUGAGAGGAAUUGACUACACAUGUUGGAUUCGAGUUGAGUGGGUUGAAUGUACAUUCAAAUACAGCAUGAUCUUUGCUGUACUCUGCUGAUCUAACACAGUGUUUUAUCAAAGUCAGGGUAGAAUUAUUACCUUAAUCAUCCCCUGUUCUGGAUCAAUAUUUGGUGCUGAAACUACAGUACAGGUUAAAAGCAUAUUUCAUUGAGAUUGUUAAGCCUACGGUGACAAUUGGAUCAGGUCUGGGAAACAAAAUUCCUCAAGCUCAGGUCAGGUUCUGGUUGGGUUUAAAUUCCGAGACCCAAGCAGACCCUUUGGCCACUCGUGUCUGUCUGGACUGAGGUCACAACUCACAUCCAUUCAGAUCGUUUGUACUACAUUGGCAGGAACUCAAGCCUGGUUUUUACUAAGUGUGUUAUAUAUUUUGUUGCUUGGAAUAUAAUACAAAAUGCAAGGUUUAGCAAAUUGGAACACAAACUGAGAUUGUAAACACAGCAUUUGGUGCAACUUUGCUACUGUAUUUUGGUAUUUAAAUACCUCACCAAAACCUUCCUUUCAACCCGCUGCAUUACUGUUCCUUCGGGAAAUAUGUACGUUGUUAAACUAAAAGCAAUUAAAUAUUAAA
Mobula hypostoma (lesser devil ray) is the source of this 3242-nucleotide messenger RNA. RefSeq names its product olfactomedin-4-like. Gene Ontology annotation, biological process: signal transduction. Bases 48 to 1439 code for a protein of 463 amino acids. NCBI's taxonomy places the organism in Eukaryota, Metazoa, Chordata, Chondrichthyes, Myliobatiformes, Myliobatidae. The record is from RefSeq and is a predicted model, not a curated record. The transcript has 5 exons.